This is a messenger RNA of Fraxinus pennsylvanica, 1965 nucleotides long. Lineage: Eukaryota; Viridiplantae; Streptophyta; Magnoliopsida; Lamiales; Oleaceae. The record is from the annotation of a GenBank genome assembly.
AUGGAAGAUGUGUCAAAAUAUGCACACAGUCCUGCACAUUUGGCAGUCGUGCAGCAUGACCAUGCUGUUCUGAAAGGGAUUGUUGCUUCCCUUCCUCGACUGGCCAAGGCAGGAGAGGUGAAUACAGAGACCGAGUCGUUGGCUGCUGAGGAGGAUGCUGAUGCUGUAUGUGCAGUAAUUGAUAGGCGGGAUGUGCCGGGCAGGGAAACUCCUUUGCACCUUGCAGUGAGGCUUAAUGAUGCAACUUCUGCAGAGAUUUUAAUGUCAGCAGGUGCUGAUUGGAGUCUUCAGAAUGAAAAUGGAUGGAGUGCACUUCAGGAAGCAGUGUGUAAUAGGGAGGAGAAUAUUGCUAUGAUAAUUGCAAGACACUACCAUCCUCUUGCCUGGGCCAAAUGGUGCCGUAGACUUCCUAGGAUUGUGGCGUCUGCAGCUCGGAUUCGUGACUUUUACAUGGAGAUAACCUUCCAUUUUGAGAGCUCGGUGAUACCAUUUAUUGGUAGGAUUGCUCCGUCAGACACUUACAGGAUAUGGAAACGCAGUUCUAAUCUCCGUGCAGAUAUGACUCUUGCUGGGUUUGAUGGAUUCCGAAUCCAACGGUCUGAUCAAACUUUUCUCUUCCUUGGAGAGGGCUGUUUUUGUGAAGGUGGAAAUAGAUCUUUGCCUCCUGGUUCUUUGAUAGUUCUCUCCCAUAAGAAGAAAGAAAUCACAAAUGCUUUGGAGGGAGCUGGAGUUCAACCAUCAGAAGCUGCAGUUGCCCGUGAAGUGGCUUACAUGUCUCAAACUAAUAUGUACAGACCGGGAAUUGAUGUUACUCAAGCUGAGCUUGCUCCACAUUUGAAUUGGAGACGACAGGAGAGGACUGAGUCGGUUGGAGCUUGGAAGGCCAAGGUUUAUGAUAUGCUUCACGUGUCAUUGAGCGUGAAGUCAAGGCGAGUUCCUGGUGCUAUGACUGAUGAGGAGCUUUUUGCGGUGAAUGAUGAUGAUAGAAUAGCAAAUGUUGUUAGACAUGAUGAGUACAGUGAUGUUUUAACCGCUGAGGAAAGAAUGCAGCUAGAUUCUGCUCUUCGCAUGAAGAACUCUGACGGUCUUGAGGAUGAUGAGGAACCUGAGUUUCAGGAUAGCCACGAAAAUUAUAAUGGGGAUUCAUUUGAAUCUUGUAAGUCAAAUGUUGUUAAGAAAGAGGAGAAAAGUUGGCUCGGUUGGAGCAAGAAAGGUUUGAAGAAUACAGGAGAUGUUCCUGAUGAUUUAAAGAUUAGGAAAAAAUUCUUCAAGUUGGCACCAGAUGAUAGAAAGCAGAGACUCAACGAAAAUGGCCUAUCAUCGUCUGAGUUUCUCAGGGAGGAUAUUGGGAACUUUAAAAAAUCCAAUGACAAAAGCAGCAAGAAGAAAGGGGCCCCUAGUGGGUCAAAGAAUGAGAGCGAGUAUAAGAAAGGUCUAAGACCAGUUAUGUGGUUGACACCAGAUUUUCCUUUGAAAACAGAGGAACUCUUGCCUUUACUUGACAUACUGGCUAACAAGGUGAAAGCUGUUCGGAGACUAAGAGAGGUUUUGACUACUAAAUUUCCUCCUGGCACCUUUCCGGUCAAGAUUGCCAUCCCAAUUGUCCCAACCAUUCGGGUCCUAGUGACAUUUACAAAGUUUAAGGAGCUUCAGCCAAUGGAGGAGUUUUCGACCCCACUCUCCAGUCCCGUGCAUUUCCAAGAUGCCAAAUCUAAGGACAUCGAAGGUUCCACAUCAUGGAUUUCAUGGAUGAAGGGAAGUAGUGGGGAACAAUUAAGUGAAAGUCGAAGCUUCGGAGAUGAUAUUGACCCUUUUGACAUACCGUCUGACUAUGCAUGGGUAGAUGCAAAUGAGAAAAAACGGAGGAUGAAAGCAAAGAGAGCAAAACACAAGAAACAUAAAAAUCCUGCUGCUGCUCAAAAUCCCGAUCAUGCACGACAGUUGAAUAAGGAUACCAAGGAUUAG